Messenger RNA from Porites lobata, 3772 nucleotides. NCBI's taxonomy places the organism in Eukaryota, Metazoa, Cnidaria, Anthozoa, Scleractinia, Poritidae. The record is from the annotation of a GenBank genome assembly.
AUGUUUAAAACAUGCAGAGUGCUGCGCUUUCGCCAAGAGAGCUUUGCUAGCAUUAACUUGAUUAUGGUAAAUAAAAAUUCACUGCCGUUAUGUUGGAGCUCUUAGUUCUAGCAGGGUUAAAACCAAACGUACUCGAAGAUGAGUUUAUUCAGCGCUGACCAGCACAACACCUCUGUUGAGCACAUUCCUCCUAUUUCAUGGUGCUAAGAUUCUUUUUUUUCCAGCUAAAGAAAAAAGAUCAAAUGUUUCGCAUAAUUCAGUUCAUUGUAUCUGCACUGGUAAAUCUUUUGUGUUUUUAGUUUCAGGAUUCGUUUAUCCACCCUUUUGCGGAAACAUUGUUUACGUCAAUUUCUUUUAACCGUGUCAAAUGAAUUAUUAAAAAUAUCACUUGAGCUUGAUCGAAGCAAAGAGGGCUUUGUUUCGAUUGAAAAAUCCUGCCUUAGGAACUAUAUUUUUGUAUUCAAGCUGUCAACAUCGGUUAGAUUAAGUUUUUGUUCGAUUGUUGGUAAAAUAAAAAGCCAGCUAUUGAUUACAGGGCUAAGAAACAGCCCUGCUGCAAUUCAAUUGUACAUGUCGGAUUUGUAAAAAAAGCCGUUUCUGUAACGCGCAUAUUAUAUAGAUCUUGGUAGCUUAUCUGUUCAUGUAAUGGUAUAUGAAUCUUAUAACGUAUUGUACUUCUUGAAAGGUAGCUUGGUCAUGAAUAUUUUAUUAUCAGGGUUUGCCUUGAUAGCUAAUUUUCUUUUAUAGUAACGGAGACUCAAAUCUUUUAUUACAGAUGUUUGUGAAAUUAAAAUUUUAAAAAUACAAAUAGUAUUGCUCUUGACGUGAUGAUCCAGCUUUUAAAGCACUCAAGACCUGGUCGUGACUAAUUACAUCCCUGGAAUCCCUGCUGAUCUCGAAAUGUUGUUACAGGCUGUAGCUGUUAGAGAAUUUUUUAUGUCCAUGGAACUCUUUUUUGAUCUCUAAUUUCCCGGACGUUUUGGCCAAGGGAAGUGUUGCAGUUUUUCACUGAUGAAAUGGUCAUGUGUAUAUAUUCUAUUGUCUCUGAAUUACAGAAACUGUUGUACAUUUUGCUUCUGAAAGUCUUGUUUAAUGCAUAUGACCUGACAAAGUGGUAGUAGCAAUUGGAGAGAUUUCAAACAUCACAGUUUGCCCUCUUUGUCCAAGGACUGUAUUUUUAUGAGGCUGGAAAAAUCACUCUUGCUUUUGUUUGAACUUUAAGAAUUUUUAAUCUAUUCUGGAUUAAAACAAAGUUGACAUUUGGACUUGAAUGGUUGAAAAAAGUUUUCUUCAACUUUGAAUUUCAGUUAGUGUCUACUUUCUUUCAAACAACUGUGCAGUGCCAGGAAUUAUUUUACCUUUUUCCAUUUUCCACUGCUGCAUUUUACAUAGCUCUCAAGAAUAUGAAAUUAAAAAGUCAACAGUCUGUGUACUUAUCAGAAGAAUGAAUAACUCUACUAUUCUAAGUGCAUCAAUGCCCCUAUAUUUGCAUUUAAAUAACAUUACUACACUUUCCUUUGUGUGACUUUCCUUAUAAGAAAGAUCAUCAGUUUGGAAUGUUAGAUUUUCUUUAUGUCUCAAAAUUUUUUUUUAAUGAUGCCUAGUACAUAUUUCUAGUUUAGUGUUACUUAAUAUAGCAAAAAUAUAGCUGUUUUAUCUUUUUAAUUUCUUAAGCGGAAGCUUAAAUAUUCUUUUUGAAUGUUAUUUCUGCUCAACUGGGAGUCUACUUGAUGAAAGAGAUGCUGGUGUCAACCUUUCAUCAUUGUCAAGGAAUUACACUAAGAACCACAAAGUUUUAAUUUCAAGGCCAGGUGGAUUUUUGCUAAUUGUAUUUUGACCAAGAGUGGCCAUUUCAGGCACAACAUAAUAAAGAAUGCAAAGCAAAUUUGGCUCAGUUGCUGUGGAAUAAGCAAUAUUAUUAAUUUUUUAUUAUUCAUUUUAUCAUUUAUCGUACAAUGUAAAGCCUUUACCUGAACUGUAUUACAUAACACAACUUAUUUUUCGCAAAGUUGGUUUAUGUGAACUUUUUGACAGAAUUUUUGAAAGAAAAGCUUUCAAUUCUUUUUGGUUUAGUUGAAAAGUCACAUUGAAACUAAGGUACAUUUGAUUACAUUUGAUUUUUGAAGAUUGGUUUAUUUUUUUUUUUUUGCAUAUAAUUUUUCAAACAAUGAUACUGAUAAAUAGAACUCUUUGCCAAUUAUGGUAAUUUUUGAACUUGAUAUUUAGACACCUACACAAAGUGAAAAAUUCAUUAGCAUUUAUUAUUUAUAUUAUCUUAUUUGUGUGCAUAAUAAUAACCAAUGAAACCUACUGCACUCUACUUUGAAGCUGGCAGUUGCUUACCACGCCUGUUAAUUUUGCAGUAAAUCGUAAAGUGCAGGAAGGUACUGGCCAGAACUGAAACAGGGACUAGCGUAUUUGUUAAGCUGUUGUUUCUUAUUAUUUGCCACAAACUCAAACCAGUAUUCUUUGCACAAAUACUUACUUAGAUGAAUAUAUUUCAAUGUCAAAAUCUUCAAGUCAGUCAGGGAAGAGUUUUAUUGUUAGGUAAACUGUCCUUAGUGGUAAAUGUUAAGGUGUGUCGCCGCUAUGGUGGAUGUGCCACAACCCCUUUGCACAACAUUAAAAUAGACAUUGUAAAAGAAACUUACUGUUGCUUUAUAUGGCAGUUUCAAGUCUAUUGCAUUUUAAAUAGACAGCACUCACAAAAAUACCAGCUUGUUUGACUGGUUCACAAUAUUCACCUUUUGUUGAAUAGUUUGGCAUAAUCGUGUACGAAGAUGUUGAGUAAAACUUUCAUUUGAAAUUGCAAUUUCACUUUUGACUUUAUAUAUUUCAUUUAUAUAACUUUUCUUUAUAUUUGAGAAAGAAGUGUAGGUUGAAAAUGGUCAAAGGGGCUGUUUUUAAAGGCUACUUGUGGAACAACCUGAAGUUUAUUUUGAAUCAGUUUAGCCAUAUGCAAGGAAGGUCAAUGCAUCUUAUUUGUUUCUGUUUGUUGAUUUUUGUUUGCAUUUCUUUUUUGUUAAUUUGAUGCUUUUAUGACUACUAACAUCUUUAGUAAGACCAUUUAAUAAUGCUCACAUUGUCACAUACACCAUGCGACUUGUCUUAUGAGCAACAAACAAACUGAAACAUUCAACCUGUUGAUGGAAAGUUAUCUUUGCUGGAGAUGGUUUUGAAGCAUAUCCUCAAGAGUUAUUUGCUCGUGUAACUGCAAACUUAUCAAGUGAACACAAAAUUGUGUCUGCUGAAGACUGCUACAACAAUGAGUGGAUGGCCGGCUUUUUAUUUUGCUGUGGACUGAAUGUUGUUCUUACUGCCAACAUGACACAACUGCUUAUGGUAUGUACAGUGAACUGUUUUAUUUUAUUUAUUUAUUUAUUUAUUUAUUAUGUUUGUUGUUGUUAUGUUUUUUCAGAUGUGAAUGUUUAUUUAAGAUAGCUGAAUUUUGGUUUCAUAAAAAUUAAUAAUAUUAAUCUUUUGCUAUAAUUAAAAUUUAACAUUUUUAUUUUAAAUGUAAACCUGAUAAUUGCGAGUAACUUUUUUAUAAUGUGUCUUGAAAUAUAUGAUUUGGCUUCUUCUGGUGAAUUAAUAGUUAAGGAAUUUUUUUUCUCAAAAUUGUGUUAUUUAACAUUCUAAGUAUAACAAAACCUGCCCAAAAAUGAAAGUGAAUUUUGCAAAACCCACGUUGCACACUCUUUUUAUUGAGAAAAUAUUAGCCUCUUAUCUGGUCAGCAGUGUUUUAGUGAUAAGUCAAGUAUUUGAAAGGUAA